Anopheles gambiae (African malaria mosquito) is the source of this 4066-nucleotide messenger RNA. RefSeq names its product glycoprotein 3-alpha-L-fucosyltransferase A (gene FucTA). The transcript is spliced from 5 exons. Bases 1759 to 3240 code for a protein of 493 amino acids. Gene Ontology annotation, molecular function: alpha-(1->3)-fucosyltransferase activity. Gene Ontology annotation, cellular component: membrane. NCBI's taxonomy places the organism in Eukaryota, Metazoa, Arthropoda, Insecta, Diptera, Culicidae. The record is from RefSeq and is a predicted model, not a curated record.
CUAGGAUACAGAGUUGGCGAUUUUUUUGCCUUGCGCGCACACACACACACACACACACACUCGUACGCCUUUACGUACGUUUGCCUCUAUGUGUGUGUGUGUGUAUUGGUAAUGACAGUGGCAAGGAUAACGUGUACUGGUCCAUUUUCACCCUUGCGUUGGAAAAUUCAGGAAAAUAAUAAACUCAACUUAAAUGAGAGACCGACCAAAAGAGAGAGAGAAACUGCGAGAGAGAAUAGUGGUUGUCAUCCGUUUUGGGUCGCGGACGGUUGUUGUCUCCGCGGUUUCGGAGCUACAGUAGUCGAACGAAAUGUAUCCCUUGUGCCCACGGGUUUAGUACGUACGGUGGUCGUGGUUGGUUGGUACAGGAUUCAGGAUUCAGGGGCGAAGAUUUCCAGGGCACGAAACAAGUGGCCACUAUCGUCCGAAUAAGAAACAUUCACAAUUCCAGGGGUGUGCGUGUGUGUGUGUCGUAGUGUCCGUAAAUUCGACACCCAAAUCCACCUUUUGCAUUCAACGACAGGGAGAGCCCAGGACGAGCAGAGUCCUUUGGUGAAGCGCAGCGGAGCAGGGAGAGGCCGAUAUAAAACCAAAAUUAUGAAAUCGUUUCAGACUGAGGUACCGUAUCCUAAUGGCGAAAUAAAGCUAAGCCUCUGGCCGAUAAUCGCCCGAGCAUUCGAAACGCGCACUGGUGGCACAAUCGCACAACCGUGAAAUAAUCGACCACAUUAACACACUGCGUCGAAUUGCCAUAGAAAUUGUGCUCUAAAACAAACUUACCAGACCUCCCCGAGCACGUUCAUUGAACACACACACGCGUUAAUUCACUAGGUGCUGCUGCUGCUGGAUCGAAAAUUACGCAAAAAAGCACAACAAUUUUAAUCAACCCCCUUUGGUGGCGAUGCUCUUGCAAACGCAAACCCAGAACCACACACGGCAAUGGGGGAAAAACUGAACGAGAUGCAGUUUUAGAUAGGUUUUUGGUGAUGCUCCCCAGUUGCCUACUAAGCCGCCCCUUUCGGUAAACGGUGCUGAUGAGGGCCUACUAGAUUGUACAGCAGCACAAACUCCGCGGCAGAAAACGUGGUCGCAGGUGGCUGGGAUUGGUGGAAAACAAGCAAAGCAAAAAAAAAAAACUCGGAAGUGAACAACAAUAAUUGAGUCGAUUUUUGGGCAGACAAUCGGCCGUCACAUCAUAAUUCGAAACAUUACGGAACAUUAAACGUGAACAUUGCGGCCAUAUCAGCGUGGUGUGCACACCACGAAAGUGCGUGUGCGUGUGUGUGCGUGUGUGUGUAUGUGAAAAUUAGUUUAUGCAGUACGCCCUCUAUUCGGAGCAGAGUGCACUGGUGAACACAGAUAUCCGCCCCUGGCGCGGACAGAACCCAAAGCAACCCGCGUGUCCGAAUGUGACAGCAACGAUAGAAUCAACCGCAGGAACGAACAGUGAUAAUCUAGCAUACCCCGUUUUUUGGAGUGUUAGAGCAAGUAUGGAACAGCGUGAUCAUCGUGCGUAGACGUUCCUGGCGACGCGUAGUGGGAGCGUCCUGUGGAGCUUGAAGUUACCUCGUUACAGGCACGCCAUGGCUUUGGAACCAUCCUACCGAUUGUAAUCCCUCUAGCAGGAUCCACCCAGUCAUCUCCAAUUUGGGAGGCGGCAGGAUAAAACACGAAAACAACCAUCCCAAGUCAAACCGGGGCCACAAGCGGGCCAACCGUGUGCUAAAACUAAGCUAAAACUAGGCCGGACAUGUGUCUAUGAUGAGACUUUCGAAGGUGUCGCCUAAAAAGUGUUUCUUUCUUGUUUUAUGUUUCGCCGUACUGAUAUUAUUAGUGUUUAAUUUAAGGGAUAAAGAUUGGAGUACCAAAUCGCCACAUGUGCUAUACGCGAGAGAUGAAUACCAGCUAGAGGAGGCGAACGUCCGGCACGAGCCUUCCGUCACCACCGUGGAGCUGGCGGAGGUGGCCGACCAGCACGGACCGGGCCGGGAUCGCGGAAACAACGACGACCCGCUCGACUACGGCCGGGCGCGGUCGGGCGAGCUGGCAAAGGGCGAGGCGCUGACCGCGAGCGAUCUGCCGUGGUACUUCUCCCAGGGCAUGCGGUACCCGAAGCCGGCGAGGCGCAACCGCAAAACGAACAAGCGGCUGGCCCGGCUGCUGCCGAGCGAGACGGCGCGGGGCGACCGCAUCAGCAACCAGCUGAUGUUCGUGCCGCCCAACUACGAGACAAUCAAGCGGAAGGGCAAGCUGAAAACGAUCCUGCUGUACAACGGGCUCAGCCCGUGGAACGUGAAAGCCGGGCGGGACGUGUUUCUCAGCUCCAAGUGUCCCGUUUCCACCUGCAGCAUUACGGCGCAGCGGGAAAAGGCCUCGACGGCCGAUCUGGUGCUGUACAAGGACCACUACAUACCGCCGUCGGUGCCGCGGUCGCCGUACCAGAUCUACAUGAUGUACUUCCUCGAGUGCCCGUACCACACGCAGCACGUGAAGUAUCCGGACGUGUUCAACUGGACCGCCACGUAUAGGAAAGACAGCGAUAUUGUCGCACCGUACGAAAAGUGGGAAUACUUCGAUCCUCGCAUACGGCAGGUGGAGCAGGAUCGCAACUACGCGCUCAACAAGACGCGCAAGGUGGCCUGGUUCGUUUCCAACUGUGGCGCGCGCAACGGGCGCCUUCAGUAUGCUCACGAGCUCCAGAAGUACAUUCAGGUCGAUAUCUAUGGUGCCUGCGGGACGUUCAAGUGCUCCCGCAGCACGGCGGAACGGUGCUUCGAGAUACUGGACCGUGACUACAAGUUCUACCUUGCCUUCGAGAACUCCAACUGCAAGGACUACAUCACGGAGAAGUUCUUCGUCAAUGCCUUAACGCGCAACGUGCUGCCGAUCGUGAUGGGCGCCCGGCCCGAGGACUACGAGGCGAGCUCGCCCCAGAAGUCCUACAUCCACGUGGACGAGUUCGGCUCGCCGAAGGAGCUGGCCGAGUAUCUGCACCUGCUCGACCGGAACGACGAGCUGUACAACUCGUACUUCAAGUGGAAGGGUACGGGCGAGUUCAUCAACACGUACUACUGGUGCCGGGUCUGCGCCAUGCUGCACGAUGAGGCCUCCUUCCGGCGGCCCAAAUCGUACGACGACAUCAACGAGUGGUGGCGCGGACCGGGCGUCUGCACCAACGGCUCCUGGCGCAAUUUCAGGGCGCGCAAUCCCGAGAAACCGUUGGUGGCCGACAGCCGAUGAGCGUGGAGGGCGCGCGUACAUUUCGCCGGUCCGGAUGAUGGGGUCGCUCGGGUUUUUAUUUUGCGCCACAUUUACCUAAGACCCCGCAGGCUGCAACAAUGGGCAGGCAGGCACGGUAUAUUGUAUUGUUAUAGCAAAGUUCCUUUGUUUUUCCUUUUGGGAUGCUUGUAGAUUUGCGAGGAUCUGUGCGGUGGGGUGACGCUCACGUGCCCCCUCCGGACAAGCACAAACGAGUUUUAGUAUUCAUUUUCAGGUAGCAUUCAGAGUUCGCCGACGAGAUGCUUCUUACUAUGUUAGUUAGCUAGUUAUUUAGCAUAUUAUUUAUUUUACAAGUCAAACGAAUUAUGGUGUGGUGGUCGCUUACACCGGACACCGGACCGGGGAGUUCCGAGGGAGUUGAUAUACACACACACACUAACACACACUUUGCUCACACAGUAUUCAGGCGUGCGAACAAUUAGUAUAGCAGCAGCAGACGCAACAGAACAGACAGACGGAUAAACGGAAUUAGGCAGUCAGAAGUGCUUUAUGUUCCUUCCAAACAAACAAAAGAAGAAGAAGUAGAAGAAGAAAAGGCAACAAGUAGGCAAAUGCUGUACCGAAAUAGUAGCCGAAGGAAUGGGAUCGGUUGCAAGAGGGGAAUCGACUUACAUAUGUUUCUUCGUAGUCAGUACACCAUUUUAAACUCCUGGCGAGGCGGCACCAACGUGUGGCGAUGCAGACCGAUUCCGCGCGCCAAGGGAGGGAAUUAUGUUACUUAAACUAUUUUUCAAAUACAUUACCUUUUUUGAUGUAGAUAAAAGAAACGUAUGACAAUGACAAGGAA